UGGGAGCCUUCCCGGCGCGUGAGCCCGAUCCGGCGGCACCGCGGGGAGGAGACAGGACCGGGCGGUGGCGGCAGAGACAGGGGGACGCAGCCGGCGCGGAGGACCCAAUAGGAAGCUCGCCGCCGCAACCUCUCCCGCGCGCUCCGGCCGCUUACUCCACGCCGAUCGCCCACUCCCGGAACCUAGGACUACACCAAGAAAGACGCCGCCCGGCCCAAGAAGCAGGGGCGGAGAUUCUCCUGGCUUCCCGAGCGCCGGGAGGAAGAUUCUCCCGCCGCCGAGAACCGUGCCGGACCCGAGGAACCCGUGGCCUGGAGAGCGCCGGCUGUGCCAGACUCCAGCCUGAUGGAUGUCUGGUGUGGAUAAUGAGGGAAGAACGUGCCUUUCACACCCAAGAGGUGACCCCGGAUCGUGCCCCGGAUGACCCCACGACUCGGAACCAUGCAGCUAGCCUGCAUGUUCUCGUCCAUCCUGCUGUUUGGAGCCGCGGGCCUCCUCCUGUUCAUCAGCCUGCAGGACCCUGUGGAGCUCAGCCCCCAGCAGGUUCCAGGCAUAAAGUUCAGCAUCCGGCCCCAGCAGCCCCAGCAUGAUAGGGCGCGGACACCCACAGAGAGGGCGGCGAGAGGUUCACCCAGCGGGUUCCCGCGAGGCCUCCAACUGCAGGUGCCUGACCAGCCUCGACCCCACGCCAGGGCGGCGGGGUCCCGCCCCCGCCUCCGGCAGCGCAGGCGCAGGCUGCUCAUCAAGAAGAUGCCGGCGGCGGCGGGGACCGUGCGCGGCAAGAACGCCACCGAGACCCUGGCCCAGCCGGGACCCCGCGCCGCGGACAGCCGCUGGGUGAGCCUGCACCAGGCCCAGCAGGAGCGCAAGCGCGUGAUGCGGGAGGCCUGCGCCAAGUACAGGGCCAGCAGCAGCCGCCGGGCCGUCACCCCCCGCCACGUGUCGCGCAUCUUCGUGGAGGACCGCCACCGCGUGCUGUACUGCGAGGUGCCCAAGGCCGGCUGCUCCAACUGGAAGCGGGUGCUGAUGGUGCUGGCGGGCCUGGCCUCCUCCACCGCGGACAUCCAGCACAACACGGUGCACUACGGCAGCGCCCUCAAGCGCCUGGACACCUUCGACCGCCAGGGCAUCGUGCACCGCCUCAGCACCUACACCAAGAUGCUCUUCGUCCGCGAACCCUUCGAGCGGCUGGUCUCGGCUUUCCGGGACAAGUUCGAGCACCCCAACAGCUACUACCAUCCCGUCUUUGGCAAGGCCAUCCUGGCCCGCUACCGGGCCAACGCCUCCCUGGAGGCGCUGCGGACCGGCUCGGGCGUGCGGUUCCCCGAGUUCGUCCAGUACCUGCUGGACGUCCACCGGCCCGUGGGUAUGGACAUCCACUGGGACCACGUGAGCCGGCUGUGCAGCCCCUGCCUCAUCGACUACGACUUCGUGGGCAAGUUCGAGAGCAUGGAGGGCGAUGCCAACUUCUUCCUGCGCCUCAUCCAGGCGCCCGGGAACCUGACGUUCCCCAGGUUCAAGGACAGGCACUCCCAGGAGGCGAGGACCACGGCCAGCAUCACCCGUCGCUACUUCGCCCAGCUCUCCUCCCUGCAGCGGCAGCGCGCCUACGACUUCUACUACAUGGAUUACCUGAUGUUCAACUACUCCAAGCCUUUCUCGGACCUGUACUGAGGGCGGGGCCUGCGGGCCGGGGGCGGGCUUUGUCCGCCUGCGCACCCUCCGGGAGCUGAGCUCGAACCCUGGUCUCUGAGGAUAUGAGGCCUUGGGGUUGCGGGCGACAGAGGCCCAGGCGCUGGACCUUGACCCUCGACCCCCAGCCGUUUCCUCGUCGGGUUGGCUCAGCUUGAUGCUGAGCUCUCAGGUGUAUGCUCUAAGAACGUGGCCCAGCUGUGCUGACCAGGGAGGCCCGAAGCCCAGAAGAGGGCCCCGGCGGUAAGGGGUGUCCUGCAUCCCUCCGUCCUUUGCCUUGUACCAAACCACGUGGUUUGCUGCUUUUCUAUGACCCAGGAAAGGUCUCAAUAAAGCACAUGGUUU
Molecule: messenger RNA, 2037 nt
Organism: Psammomys obesus (fat sand rat)
Lineage: Eukaryota; Metazoa; Chordata; Mammalia; Rodentia; Muridae
Gene: Chst8
Product: carbohydrate sulfotransferase 8
Exons: 4
Coding region: 421-1674 (417 amino acids)
Biological process (GO): proteoglycan biosynthetic process; carbohydrate biosynthetic process
Cellular component (GO): membrane
Molecular function (GO): sulfotransferase activity
Source: RefSeq, a predicted model, not a curated record